AUCCUCUUCAGUUGAAGCAAAGUUGGUGGGGAGGAGGAAGUAACAUGAGGAAAUCAGUCAUGAUUGGCUAGUAUAAGCACAGAAAAAACAUUUUAAGGAGUCACAUCCCAUGUUGAAUGCACAGAGCUAGGAAGGAGGAGAAAUACAAAUAACCAGAGGAUGGCAGGAGGCCUCGUCUCCUUCUGGCCACCUGCAGCUCUCAGGCUCUUUCUGGUGGUGUCCCUGCUCUUCUCUUCCCCAGCGAAGACCCUCAACCUCCAAGCGAGCAAUCCCACAGUGUAUUCUGAAGCCAAUGGAAGUUAUUUUGGAUUUGCCCUGGAUUUCUACCGGGACAAGAAUGGCAGGAUGAAUGUGGUUGUGGGGGCACCCCGAGCCAACACCUCACAGCCUCUUGUGACUGAGGCAGGGUCCGUCUACCUGUGCCCCUGGGUGGCCAGUGGCAGCAAGUGCACUCCCCUUUUGUUUGACACCCUUGGUGAUCAAACAGAAAAACUUGGUCCGAUUACUAUGAAAACCUUUAAGUCAAAACAAUGGCUCGGAGCAUCUGUGAACACCUGGAAAGACACUAUCAUGACUUGUGCCCCUUUCCAACACUGGAAUUACAUUAGUGGCACAAAGGAGGCCACAAAGACCCCUGUUGGCAGCUGUUUCUUGGCCACAGAAGGCCUGCAGCAUUUCAGUGAAUAUUCCCCAUGCCGUGACAACAAGAUACAUUCAGUUUACAUUUCAACAUUAUUUGUAAAUGACAGACGCUACUGUGAAAUUGGAUUCAGCCUUGCCAUCUCUGAUACUGGAAGAGUGCUGCUUGGGGCACCUGGUGGUUAUUAUUUUGGAGGUCUGAUCUAUUCAGUCAAUAUGUCAGCAAUCAGAGCAAGCUUUCCUCAGACCCCUACCCUUUUGUGGACAGUGCAACCGCAGCAAGUCACAAAAGAUUCCAUGUAUUCCGAUUAUGAAGAUACAUACCAGGGGUAUUCCGUGGCUUUCGGGGAAUUUAAUGAAGACCCUGAAUCACCAGAGUAUGUGGUGGGUACCCCUAACAAGAGCCAAACACAAGGAGCGGUGGAAAUUCUCAGCUGGAAGAAUACCUUCCAUAUUCUGUGGACCAUCCCCAGUGAGCAGAUCGCAUCAUACUUUGGGCAUACAGUUGCGGUUGCGGAUGUCAAUGGAGACGGGAAAGACGACAUUCUUGUGGGGGCCCCUCUCUUUCUAGAGCGCCGGGCUGACCGCAAACUCUACGAAGUGGGAAGAGUUUACCUGUACCUGCAGCAAAAGACCCGCCAUGCUUACAGCACUCCCUGGCAGACCCUGACAGGCACCGAUGUCUAUGGGCGAUUUGGCAUGGCCAUUGCUCCUCUGGGUGACACGAACCAGGAUGGAUACACUGAUAUAGCCGUAGGAGCCCCUUUUGCUGGCCAAGAAGAAGGUGGCCGUGUAUAUAUCUACUGUGGGCGUACUGAGGGCCUGAGUAUAUCCCCAGACCAGAUCCUUGAGAAUCCCUUCUCCGGGCCCGCUGGCUUUGGUUUUGCCAUUCGUGGAGGCUCCGACAUUGAUGCCAAUGGAUAUCCUGAUGUGCUGGUUGGCGCUUACAGAGCAAGCAAAGUGGCUGUCUACAGGGCUCAGCCGGUGGUGACAGUCAAAGCCCAGGUGCUCAUGCCAGAUGCACUGAAUCCAGAGAAUAAAACAUGUACGGUGUCAGGACCAAAAGUCAGCUGCUUCGUCAUCAAGGUGUGCGUUGGUGUGUCAGGAAAGCGCAUUCCACACAAGAUUGACCUGCAUGCAGAACUGCAACUGGACCGCAUGAAGCAGAAAUUUGGACGGCGAGUUUUCUUUCUAGAAACCAGCCAAUCAAGUAGGACUCUGUUGCUGGAACUGACACGAAAUAUCCCUCAGACUUGCAAGAAUUUCACUGCCUACCUGCGGAAUGAGACUGAAUUCAAGGACAAACUUAGCCCCAUUGUUGUGAGUCUCAGUUCCAGUUUGUCAUCCACCUCUGAAGUAGAUGAACUGAAGACUGUGCUGUAUGGCCAAACAAUGGUCCAGGAGCAGACCCGAAUUGCUCUGGAUUGCGGUGAAGAUAAUAUCUGCACCCCGGACCUCAGUCUCUCUGCUCGCAUGACUGAAGACUUCCUGCUUAUUGGGGCUGAGAAUGUGGUUCAUAUCCAAGCAACGGCAGUGAAUGCCGGCGAAGGGGCCUACGAGGCUGAGUUAGUGCUGGAGCUCCCAUAUGGGGCUUACUUCCAAAGAGCUAACAGCAGUGCACAGAACUUAAUCUGCACUUUCCAAAAGGAGAACGAGACUCAUGUGGUGUUUUGUGAAGUGGGCAACCCUAUGAAAGCCAACACAGAGAUCAAGAUAGAAGUGGAACUAAGUGUGAGUCACCUGGAAGAGGUUGAUAUUGUCAUCUUCCUGCUGCAGUUGAAGAGCAAGAAUAGCCACAACCCCAACAGCAAUGUGGCACAGUUGCUGGUGGCAGUCAAGGCCGAUGCAAAGAUGGAGCUCCUAGGGACUUCUGUGCCAGCCGCCAUUGUGCACCCACUAGUCACUGGAGACCAUAAGUACAACAGCUCGCAAGUAGAUGACUAUGGACCACAAGUAGAACACAUCUAUCAGUUGCGAAACACAGGCCCCAGCACUGUGUCGGGGGCUGAGCUUACUGUGGAUUUUCCCAACACCUUCCGGGGAGGCUUCUUGCUUUAUAUCACAAGGGUGAGCACAGAAGGCAACAUCACCUGCUUCCCCACAAAUGCAACCAACCCUCUGAGGCUGGAGGUCCACGAGCCCACGGCGGCUCCCAGCCACAGAAUGACUGCCCAGCCACAUCGCAGGCGUGAGAGGCGUGCUGUGAGCCCAGCAACUGUGGAGGAGCCCACUGUGGUGAACUGCAGCAGCCAAGCCUGUGCUGCCACCCGCUGCCAAGUGGGGCCGCUGGAGAGUGGGCAGGGAGCUUUGGUGACCAUCCAUGCAGUGCUGUGGCUGCCGAGCUUUGAGAAGCAUUCCCUGGAACAGUUCCUCAUCCAGUCUCAAGCCACGUUUAACACUUUAGGAGUGCCUUACCACGUCCAGCCAGAAAACCUACCAAGCGGAUCCUCCCAGGCUGAAACACUGGUUGAGUGGGUGGACCCCAAUGCCGAGAGGAAUAUUCCAGUAGGGUGGAUCAUAGCAGCAGUGCUGACGGGACUUCUGCUCCUCACAGUCACCAUGAUCAUUCUUUGGAAGAUGGGCUUUUUCAAGAGAAAGCGGCCACCUACAGAGGAGGAGGAAGAGGAGGAACUGACCAAUGAUCCUGGGGAACAGCCAUCUGGGGAGGGUCAGUAAUGGGUGAUCAGGCUCCUGCUACAUGGAGCCACCUCUUUGUGGUGCCAAGAAGAUGCCAGUCAGAUUCCACAUCUUGUGUGACUAUUGAUCCAUUGCUGUCACCAUCCACCCCUCAGGACACCCCUUUUGCAGGCUGCACCCUCUUGCUAAAUUGAUGCCAGCAAUAAACAUCAGCCACAGCUGUAGUGUUUAAGGAGUUUCUAAUUUCUGAGCACCACAGAAGUACUUUCCAUCCUCACAAAGCAUGGAUAGGUCUGUAAAAACAUGCACAGUCCAAUAGAUAUGUAGGGAAACAAUCAGAUGACCAGCACAUCCAUACCCCAAAAUGUGUAUAAUUGGUGCAAGAGUUUCUUUUUUUAAUGGUAGCUAUGAUGCAAAUACCACUUCUCUGAUGCCACGCUUCCGUUUCACCUGCAAAAGUCUCAUCAGCCACUGCUACAACAUUCCAUCAUUUUAAUUUUCUUCAAUGCAUAGAUUAUUAAAUGUCUUAUUCGUUAUGUCCAGAGUCACAAAUUCAUCAAAUCUAGAGCUGUUCCAGUAAUUAGAAUCCAGUUGUUUUGAAAAGUUCACCUCUCCAUUCCAAGGCAAUCUAUAGCAAGAGAUUUUGCUUGCAAGCGUGUAUGUCUGUAUCUCCUUUUCCCAUUGGUCAGUUAAUGGUAUAUGCCAUCACUGGCAUCCUUUUGCUGAAAGAUGUGUACUGCAGUUAACACAUGUAUCACCACAUACCUCUUAAGAGGCUCAUCUUUAACACGCCCCAAGAGUGUAAUGGUAAGGUUAACUUAUAAUCCAAACACCCUAUUUAUUUUUAUCUUAUAGUCACAGUCCAGUACUACUUAAACAGGCUACUACAAUUGGCACCAUAUAUGUAUAAAUAACCCCAUUCUAUGCCUGUACUAUACACGUAUACUGUAGCCUUGAUGUCUACAAUGGCCCAAGGCACACGACAGACUGACUCUGAGAAAGCCGAGAGACAGUGGUGUAGUUAUGGAUUCUGGACUCUAACGGAAAUGAAGAGCAGACUGUAGUUUCCACUCUAGUUUAAAAGACUGGUACUUUCAUGCUGCAUUCCCUGCUGGUGAGCAAAAGGAGUUCUAAGGUCUCCUAGUUAACAGCAAAACUACUAAGUUCAGAGGGAAUAAGUUAAGGAAGAUGGUGGUAACUGGAGCAGCUCUGAAGAUCUGGGGUUCACGUCAACUCUGUCCAUGGUCCUAUUCAUUCCAGUAGGUCUACUUUUAGGAUCCAUGCUGGAUUUUUUAAUUGUUUCCCUGAAUUGCAGUAACUGAUACCAAAAUAAAUCCUUGAUUAUAAGAAAAUUCAUACCAGUGUCUUCAGAACAAGGGUUGGUUGGUUGAUCUGUAUGUUGUUUGUUGGUUUGUUGGAUUUAUAAACCACACUAGAUAGUCCCACAAAGGACUCCCUGUAUCAAGUCUGGUAUAAUUUUACUGUUACCUGUGAAAGCUGUGGAGUUGAAUAAGACAUUCCACAUAGGUUUUGCUUAAAGUAAAUGUUGAGAAUUAAAACUGAGAAUACUAAUUUAAGUGCCAA
Varanus komodoensis (Komodo dragon) is the source of this 4860-nucleotide messenger RNA. It is a transcript of the gene ITGA2B, whose product is annotated as integrin subunit alpha 2b. The coding region runs from base 160 to 3315 and encodes 1051 amino acids. Gene Ontology annotation, biological process: angiogenesis; cell adhesion mediated by integrin; cell-cell adhesion. The transcript has 30 exons. NCBI's taxonomy places the organism in Eukaryota, Metazoa, Chordata, Lepidosauria, Squamata, Varanidae. Gene Ontology annotation, molecular function: integrin binding. Gene Ontology annotation, cellular component: integrin complex; external side of plasma membrane. The record is from RefSeq and is a predicted model, not a curated record.